CGGAUUCUCGUCGACACGGGCGCAUAUGGCCUGUCAUAUCCUACCGAGAUGUCACGCGCUGCCUCGCAGACUUCCACUGUCCCUGGAGCCACGGCGAACGGGGUCGCGCGCAGCUUGUCUCUCAAAACAAACACCAAGCCCGCCCUGAGCAAUCCGCUGCAGCCCUCCGACAUCAAGCUCUUCGUGACCAAUCUGCGCCUGCUGGACCUGGAUGGGCGUCCCGACUGGCCAGACAUCACGGUGCAGACCUUCUCGGCGAAGAAUGCAGACCAGCGGCAGCGCAUCCACGCCGUCGAGUGGGCCCUCUUCCGCCUGUUCGAGAUAUGGGACCCUUCCGAGACGAGCCAGAAGCUCCAGCCCUUCUUCCCGCCCCUCGAGCCGCUCCAGUCGCGCAACCUGCGCAUCGCUCUCCACCGCUCAUUGGACGCAUUGAAGAAAGAUGGCGUUCUGGGGAGAGAAGCCGUUCUCCGGAAGACGAUGCUGGAUGAAUGUAAGGGUGAAAAGUUCCACGAGAUCUUGAGCUCCUUCUCCUCCGUAGUCCUGAAGAAAUCAUUGUCGACCAAACCAAGACGGCACGUUAACGAGGCCGUCGUGCGUACGUUGGCUACCUCGGCUGUACUCUCCAAUGAAGCACAAACCUCUCUGCUCCCCCUGGCCAUCGCGCACAAAGCUGCACUUACGAAUCUGUUACGGGAAAAAGAGGAGAAGCGCAGGAGAUACACCGACUUCGGGCUGCUCUUGGAUGCGAAGGCACACGAUAUCAACCUUCGCAUACGUAGAACCGUCGAGACACCUCGAGCUGCUAAGCCUGCUGUUCCACAGAAAGAAACGGAUGCGAUCAAGAAACAGUUGAAGGACAACUGGAUCGGUGACCAGAAAUGGGUGGACGUGAUGCUGCACGGUGAGGACUUCCAAGGCGAUGCUGGCUUUCUAGACAGCUCGUUCAGCAGGGUAUGGCGAAUUGUUGAGCAGGGUGGUCGGCUCGAGGAUGCUAUGCCGGAGAUUGGGUUGUUGGAGAACUUGCAGCUAAGGGUCGACGAGCAAAAGACGAGAUUGGAGAAGUGGAAGAAGUUUCAUGAGAAGAUGCAACGAGGAAGCCCAGUGACGGACCAGGGGCCAAAGACAUUGACAGGCCCUGUAAUGGACUUGAAGUUCGAUGACCAUCUUCAACUUCAACUACGGCCCAAGGCCUCCGAAAGCGAACCGGUGCAACGACCAAAGAUGCGCUCAGCGUAUGAGAAUAUUAUCCUCGAGAUGGACGAAGGGUUGCGUGAAGCAGCGUCGGCGAGAUACAACCAGUCUUCUGCAAUGACACGAAAGCGAGCCGGACCCGCUGCUCCCUCACCAGCACCAUACCAGGAACUGCGAUCUCACCCUACCAACCAGAAGACAGCCAGCUGGUCGGACAACCUGAAGAAGACGACAACAUCAAAAAUCGAGUCGAGAAAUAUCGUGCCAAGGAAGCUUUCAAACGUUGCCAGGCCGGCUGCUGCAAAUCCGUUCGACUCUGAAGCGACCUUGCUAGGACAGGCGUCUGUGCCUCAUACCUCGAUGCCCGUCUCUCCGAUGGACUCGUCCACGGAGCACCUGCCCAGUGAAGAUUCGGAAAAUAACGUUUCCGACCCCUCUCCGGCCGUCGCAUCGCCCGGUCCGCUACCUCCAGCUGUACCGGUCUCGCCUCCUUCUUCCCCGCCUGCCCCAAGCUCGUACUUCCCUUCCGAGCCGCCCCCAUUCGAGCCUCCAUCGCUCAGCACCGAGGAAGCACUCGCUGCCCAGAUCGUCUCCACCAUCGGUGAUGCUACUCCAUCGCCAGUUAAGAAACAUCAACCGCGUCUAUCGUUGAUGGAGCGCACACGCAUGUCGAUGGUCCGCACCACGAGCUUCGAACCCACUGACGAGUCUCCCUCCCUACCGCUACCAGAGCCGGCCACCGUGCAAGAUAAGCAUGCCGCUCUGAUGGAACGCACGCGCCUCAGCAUGGCAGCCAUGUCCGCUCAACCUCGGGCUUCCCUCGCACCUAAGGAACGCAAGCCGAAGAGACAGUCUCAGGUUUUUCCAAUCAACCAGUUUGACACACCGCGUGCCCGCAAAUCAGAGUUUCUCACCGUGAAGGAGGAAGACCUUGAGAAGACCCCCAAGGAGGAUUUAUUCAGCGACGACGUGGACUAUGAGAGAGUGUUUAAGAGUCGCCCAAGGAUAGCCACUAGCCCUAUCUUCGGGACACCGGCAGAGGAGAAGGACGAAGAAGGGUUCGAUGAAGGCGUCACUGGUGUCGAUCUCGCGGACGUGGACGACGAUGACGAUGAGGAUGGCUACGAGCAGGACAGCCCGUUGAGGAGACGAACCUAUCGAUAGGAGGUAGUUAUAAUCACGUGGUUUCAGGUCCCAACCUGUAAUGUCCAGCCGUCGUGUCAACCCCACUCUAUUGCUGCAGCACCGGAUCCAAAGCUUGGUAAUGCAUGGCUCAACCUGGGGUUACUCACGGUAUUAUGAGUGAACUGAGUAACUGUCAUUGGCCAACGCAUUCUUUCAGAAGGGUUGACCCGGACU
Paraphaeosphaeria sporulosa is the source of this 2550-nucleotide messenger RNA. RefSeq lists its product as uncharacterized. The record is from RefSeq and is a predicted model, not a curated record. NCBI's taxonomy places the organism in Eukaryota, Fungi, Ascomycota, Dothideomycetes, Pleosporales, Didymosphaeriaceae. The transcript is spliced from 2 exons. Bases 49 to 2355 code for a protein of 768 amino acids.